This is a messenger RNA of Petromyzon marinus (sea lamprey), 1780 nucleotides long. RefSeq names its product E3 ubiquitin-protein ligase TRIM11-like. Lineage: Eukaryota; Metazoa; Chordata; Hyperoartia; Petromyzontiformes; Petromyzontidae. The record is from RefSeq and is a predicted model, not a curated record. Gene Ontology annotation, molecular function: protein binding; zinc ion binding.
UCUACAGACAAAUUCCAUAUGGGAUGCCACAAUAACAUUAAAGCAAUUCGUCACGUUGGGGUAAUUACACUGAAAUGGAACUAGAGGACAUCAUGAGAUAUCAACAACUACACAAACUCUUAAUUUUAAAAGGUAAGGCUCACUGUGCUAUGUGGCUCUGUCAGAAGCGAAGUGGCUUUUACAAAUGAGAGCGCAAUGAUGUGGCUUAUGUGAAAAUUGAUUGCAGCCAAAUACUCUGAAUGCGUGAUGUUGAUUCUAAAUGUGGAGGGUAAACCGGAGGAUCCAGCUACAAAUUCCCGAGAACAAGGGGAAAGAGAGAAAGACGCAAACUUUAAAUAUAAAACAGCCGUAAGGCGAGCGAAAUAACAUAUAACCACGGUGGCACCCAAUCCAUUGCUCUGUCUUACCAGCAACACCAACUUCUGCGCUGAGCUAUGGAAGGAUAAGUUUAUCUCUCGAUACUCAUCUCAUGAAUGAGCCACCGUAGCUGAGGCUCACGGAUUUUAUAUUAACAACAUCAACAACUCAUUUCUUUAAAUUAAUAUAUUUGUUAAAAUAUUACAUUCCUUUGAUACAUUUUGUUCGUGUCAAGGUGUGUACUGUAACAAUGUUAACAUUGAAGCUGCUGUUUGCGCACCAAGGACACGGGUUGACAUUCCAAGCAGUGUCUCGUGAUGUCAGUAACGACAAUGAAAAUAUUUUAGUAUUUUACUUCCUUCUUCACCGUCGCUAUAAGAGAGAGGUCCUGGUCCAGCGUCUCUCUCAUCCACACAGCAAGCGAUCCCAACGAAGCUCAUGAGUCAUGGCGUACGCGACUCCCAGUGAGAGUGUGGAUAGUGAGCUGCGCUGCUCCAUCUGCCUGGGCACGUUCGUCUGCCCCUCCACGCUGAGCUGCGGACACUCGUUCUGCCUGCAGUGCCUGGAUGCCACCUGGGAGACGGCGAGCAGCUUCAGCUGCCCGCAGUGCCGAGCGACCUUCCCUGUGCGACCCCAGCUGAGGAGGAACGUGGCCCUCGUCAACCUGGUGGAGCAGCUCAGAGUUGGAGAUGGGAUGGCCGCGGUCGUCAUGUGUGACAUCUGCGGUGACGGCCACACUCCUGCAGUGAAGACCUGCUUGAGAUGUGAGAUGUCCUACUGUUUUUCUCACUUUAGGCCUCACGUGGAGAAUCCCAGGUUGAGAGACCACGCCGUGGUGGAUCCCACUGCGAGCUUGGACGAGAGAAGAUGCUGUAAUCACAAACGGGAGCUGGAAUUCUACUGCACAGUAGAUAGAAGCCUGGUUUGCUCAUCUUGUACCAUCGCAGGAGAACACAAAGGACAUGAUGUCACCAUGCUGAAGGACGAGCACGAGACACGGAAGACGCGCGUAGGGGAAGAGACGCGAGCGGUGGAGGAGAAGAGGAAGGAGGCGGAAGAGUCCGUGAAGCGGAUGGAGGCCGCUCGCAAGGAGGCGCAGGAAUCGGUGGCCGGGAUCAGGGGUCGCAUCACGGGCAAGUUCGCCCGCCUAAAGAAGGCUCUGGACGAGGACGAGAGGGAGGUUCUCCAACGCGUGGCUGUGAAGGAGCGCGAGCUGCUGUCCCGGAUCGACGAGGACAUCGCUCGUCACAAGCAGGAGAUCGGGGAGCUCCAGGCAGCGGCCGCUCGCCUGAGCAACCUGCAGCACGAGAGGGACUCGCUCGCCUUCCUGCAGGGGCACCUGGAGGAGACGCGCAGGUACAGAUCCUCAAUGCCUCACGAUUAAACACUCACAACACAGGAUGUGUGUGUUAGACACACGGGC